Molecule: messenger RNA, 936 nt
Organism: Cyanistes caeruleus (blue tit)
Lineage: Eukaryota; Metazoa; Chordata; Aves; Passeriformes; Paridae
Product: feather beta keratin-like
Cellular component (GO): intermediate filament
Molecular function (GO): structural constituent of cytoskeleton
Source: RefSeq, a predicted model, not a curated record
GCCAUGGGACAAGGCUGUCCCGCCCCUCCAGGAGCAGCAUAAAAGCCGGCCCACAGCCUCUCUCCCUCACACACUUCUCCUCACGCCUUCUCCUCCUGCUGACAACCAGGACCCUCCACACCACACCCAUGGCCUGCAACAACAUCUGCCGUCCCUGUGGACCCACCCCGCUGGCCAACAGCUGCAAUGAGCCCUGUGCCCUGCAAUGCCAGGACUCUCGCGUCAUCAUCGACCCUUCCCCUGUGCUGGUCACCCUGCCAGGACCCAUCAUGACCUCCUUCCCCCAGAACACCGCCGUUGGAUCCACCUCCUCGGCUGCCGUGGGCACUGAACUCAGUGUGCAGGGACAGCCCAUCUCUGGUGGAUUUGGUGGCUUUGGCGGCUUUGGCUAUGGCCUUGGCUAUGGCCGUGGGUUUGGCUACGGGCUGGGCUGUGGCUAUGGGCUGGGAGGCCUGGGCUGCUAUGGCAGAAGGGGUGGUUACAACUGCUAAGGGCCCUUGGCAGCAACCCUGACACCAACCCCCAGCUCCCUGGAACACAUCUCAGGCAUUGAGGACACCUCUCUAGUCCAAGGCUCUCAGAUGGACUCAGAGCUUCCAGCUCCUGCUCUUAGGGCAUCAAGCAAGGCAGUAGCCAAUAGGCCAACCUGGGCCGCCAGCCAACAUGGCCCAUCUGCCUCCUGCUCUUUUCCCACUCUCUGCUCCGCAUUGCCCCUUUAGCUCUGUUCAAUCCCCUCUACUGCAAACCCGUUCUCUUAAUCCAGGGACCCUUGGGCAGCUGCACUGUGCUUCUUCCAGUGUGCAGCAGGAAGUCCUUGGUGGUCUGGCCAAAUGUAGACCAUUCAGAGCUACUCUGCUGAUGGUGACCCUUACUGCACUUCAGACCUGAUCCCUUUCCCUGGCUGGUCCUGGUUUUUCACUGUUUUGUUUCAAUAAA